Molecule: messenger RNA, 1266 nt
Organism: Triticum dicoccoides
Lineage: Eukaryota; Viridiplantae; Streptophyta; Magnoliopsida; Poales; Poaceae
Product: tau-cadinol synthase-like
Exons: 6
Coding region: 1-1266 (421 amino acids)
Biological process (GO): terpenoid biosynthetic process
Molecular function (GO): terpene synthase activity; magnesium ion binding
Source: RefSeq, a predicted model, not a curated record
AUGGCAGUGAGUUUGACGCCAACACCGCCAAUCCUCUUUAGCAACCCCUUCUUCUCAUCUGCCAUCGCAACCCGUGGCAACUACUCCUCUCGUCUUCCUCUCCAAGCAUCUCCUCGCCCCUGCUUCCCCCAUGUCCAAGCAUCACCUGUGGCAGCGAAAGCUACACCAUCCUCUAGUAUUGAACAAGAAACAACAGAUGUGGAUUAUGAUGACGUUGCUCCCAAGAUGUUGUCCAGCUAUGGGCCCUCUUUGUGGGGUGACUACUUCCUCAACUACGAGCCAAAACCACUGCAGGCAUACACUACCCCCACCGCGGGUGCAGAUGAGCUCGGGUGCAGAGAUGGAUUUUUGCACGAAUAUUCACAAAUCAUAGAACAAUAUUAUUCUCCACUAGGACAUGUCGGGCUAAACUAUGCUCGGGACCGCCUGGUCGAGGGUUACAUUUGGUGCUAUGCGAUAUACCAUGAGAAAGAUUUUGCGUUGUCCAGAAUAUUUCUUACGAAGCAGUUGAUGCUUAUUUCCCUGAUGGAUGACACGUAUGAUUCCCAUGCCACCAUAGAGGAAUGUCGAUUGCUAAAUGCGGCCAUACAAAGAUGGGAUGAGAGUGCCACUUCUCUUCUACCCAACUACCUUCAAAGAUUCUAUAUUGAAUUGUUGAGGAUAUUUAAUGAACAUAAGCGUGAAGUGGCCAUUCGUGACACCUACCAUGUUGCCUAUGCCCGGAAAGUGUUUCAAGAUCUAUCAGCUUAUUAUCUCCAAGAAGCUGAAUGGUUACACCAGAAUCACAAGCCAAGCUUCAAAGAUCAAAUGAGUUUAUCUGCCAUGUCCAUAGGAUCACCAACAUUAUGUAUAGGUUUGAUGGUUGGCAUGGGUGAUCUAGUGACGAGGGAAUCAUUUGAGUGGGCAGCUGGUUACCCUAAUGUCACCAUAUCAUGCGGGAAGAUAGCAUGUCUAAUGGAUGACAUUGCUGCAUUUAAAGGCGGGAAGGCCAAGGGAGAUAUAACAACCUCUAUAGAGUGUUACAUGGUUGAGCAUAGGGUCACAAGUGCGGUUGCCAUUUCCAAGAUCCUUUCACUGCUAGAAGAUGACUGGAAAACUCUAAAUCAAGCUCUCUUUCAACAUCACGCACAACUCCCGAUGGUGCGGAGGAUUAUUAACUUUGCUAAUAGCAUGCCAUUAUUCUAUGCUGAGAAAGAUGCAUAUACCUUCAAUAUCCAUCUUAAGGAUACCGUUGAGAGCCUUUUUGUUGAAACCAUUCCCAUGUAG